UUAUAAAGAACAGUGUCUAAAUUCUGACAGAAUUAAAUUAGUUUAGUUGUACUGUUACUGAGUCUGAGAUCUUUUGUUGUUUUUUUCUACCUGAUAUUCAAUCUUCAAAGUGAUCAAGGGCAUAACAGGUGGAAUAUAAUGAAGCUUCAAAGCGUUAAUGCAUUUCUUCUCAUGUUCGCUGGAACCGUAGUAAUUGGACUCUUUUAUUUGGGCGUCACCUCCCCCUCAGUAAGACAUAUAGAGCAAAGACUCUGCCUAAAUUUAACAAAACAGAGCCCAGAAAAUGCUCUCUUGCAGUCGCCACAAGGGCUUUCAUAUAAACAGCCCAGUGUAUUGAGCCCAGAUGGUAAAGUUGGUCCACUGGCACCAUGGUUAGCUCCAAUUGUAUCGGAAGGAACUUUUGAUCCCACACUGAUUGAUGCGAUCUACAAACAACAGAACAUUACUGUAGCAACUACCAUCUUUGCUCUUGGAAAAUACACCGUUUUCCUAAAAGAUUUCCUGGAGUCUGCAGAGCAAAAUUUCUUUGUUGGGUUUCGUGUGCACUAUUAUAUCUUCACUGAUCAUCCAGAACAGGUUCCUGAUGUGAAACUGGGUGAAGAACAUAAACUGACGGUGAUGACAGUCAAUAGUUCGAGCAGAUGGCAGGAGAUGAGUUUGGGCAGGAUGAAAAGGCUGGAGUUGCUGAUUGAGAGUGGACUGGUCAAUGAUGCAGACUAUCUUUUCAGCCUUGAUGUGGAUACAAAGUUCUACGGCCGCUGGGGAGCAGAGACUUUGGGUAAUCUUAUAGGUGUGAUACAUGCAUGGUAUUAUUAUACACCUCGUGAGCAAUUCCCAUAUGAGCGAAGGCCUGAAUCUCAAGCAUUUAUCCCUUAUUCUGAGGGUGAUUAUUAUUAUGGUGGGGCUGUGCUCGGUGGUUCAGUGAAAUGCGUAUAUCAGCUCGCUAAAACCUGUCGAGAGCAGCUGGACAUUGAUGCAGCUAAAUCCGUUGAGGCAGCAUGGCAGGAGGAGUCCCAUUUGAACAAGUACUUCCUUUAUAACAAACCCAGUAAACUGCUUUCACCCGAAUAUUCUUGGGAUGAUAAAAAGCCUAAACCUGACCAGAUCAAAAUCAUUCGCUACUCUCAUAUUCCUAAAAACUAUGCUGAAGUUCGUCCAAACAAAUAGAAGCUGUUGACUGUAUGGAGAUGCAAUAAUGGGGUGUGCAGAGCAAAGGGGAGCCAUUGUGCCAAAACAAAUUUGGAAAAUCUUCUUUAUUAAGUUGUUCCAAAUAAUAAUAAGGAAAAUAGUUCAAAAAUACUAUUUAGCAUGAGUACACACAUGUAUUUUAUUAAAUUAAGUUAUAUUAACCUACCCCUACAUCCUUAUAGUUAGACAGUCACUUGUUCAAACUGGAGAGAAGUGCAGUGAAGCAAAAAAGAAAACUUGAGAAUAUUUUUAUACUUCAAUUUUUUUUUGUUGAUCAACAGCCAAGAACAAAGAACACACUUCACACUACACAAACAUAUGUUACAUGUUACAUAUUCAGCCACCUGUCACACCAAGAAAAUUCAAGGUAUAGCAAACAUAUAUGGAAAUUAAGGUUGUGGGACCUUUGAAUGUACAUACUCAUUUAUCCAAAUUUUAGAUGUUGCCAGAGAUUAUCCCAUUUUCUAUGUACCUCUCCCUCAUUGUUCAAUCUCCCCAGCAUACACUCAUAUGAUGCAAUUUCAAUCAAAAAAAAAAAAAAGAUUAAAAAUUGUGUCAAUAUGAGAACAGCAAUGUACAAGUGGAUGAAGAGGAUGACAGUCACACAAUCCAUAAUGAAAACCUUUUUGUUUUUUACAUUUAUUAAAAUAAAUGAUCAAAUAUGUACAUUUGAGGCUAAAAAGUUUAUAUACACCCUCCCCCAGUCCAACAUGAGUUAUAGGAGAACUGGAUAACUAAAUUGGCCUUUGUGUGUGAAUGGGAGAGUGUGUGGGUAUUUUCCAGCACUAACGGUUGUACUCUGUGCUGAGUUGUGGCAGAAAGGGCAUCUGCUGGUAUAACAUAUGCCAGAGAAUUUGGCAACUCCUGAUAAAGCUGAAACUAAGCCAAAGUAAAAUGAUUGAGUGAGUUUACAUACUACCAGGGGUGCUCAAACUUGGUACUGGAGGGCCAGUGUCCUGCAGAGUUUAGCUCCAACGUGCCUCAACAGACCUACCUGGAAGCGUCUAGUAUGGCUAGUAAGAGCUUGAUUAGUUAGUUCAGGUGUAUUUAAUUAGGGUUGGGGCUAAACCUUUCUGGAGUUUGGGCACCACUGCAAUAUACCUUGCAGAAUCUGCAAAAUGUUAAUAAUCUAACCAAAACAAGAGGGUUCAUACAAAAUGGAUGUUGUUUUUAAAAUUAAUGCUGUCCCUUAUAAGAUAUUUAACAUACACAAGAUUUUCAUGUAGUUCACAAAAGAAAAUUGUUGAAUUAAUAAGAAUGACCCUAAACAAAAUUUUACAUUUGAUUCGUAAAAGUGUUGUUACAAUACCUGAAUGAUCCACAUUUGUUUUUGUUUUGUUUUUUUGUUCUGUUUCUGAACACAUCCCAUAGUAUUAAUUAAAGUGAUGUGAACAAAAAUGUAUUAUUUACAGUGGACAUUUUACCAGGUCAAGACAACCAAAAUUUAAUGAACAACUUUCUCAGACAAAGAUGGCAUCAUGAAAUGCAGAAAGUCACCUAUAUAUAAGUAUACAUACUUAAGGUUUCUUGUCACUCAAUUGAGACUAUGUCUACUUUAAACAUCAGGAUAAUAAUAAGGAUAAUACUAAAAAUACAUUACAUGUAUACAGCGUAUUUCUAAGCAUUUAAAUCGCUUUAUACUUGAGGGUGAACUUCCUAAACCACAACCAGUGUGCAGCAUCCACUUUAAAAAUCUAACAUUACUUAACAGUAGCCUACCAUUGAAGGCUUUGCAAUUCCAAUGUCAUUAUUCAUCAAUAUUUUAGGUGUACAGAUGGCUUGCUGCUGUACUGUGUUGAAUAGUUUAAUGUUGGAAUAAAAGCUGUUUGUUGUUGUUGUUGUAAUAGCUUCAACUAUAGUCUUUUAAAAAUUCUUUAGAAGCACUACAGUCAAGUCUAGUUGAUUAUAUUGCUUUUUGAAAUACAAUCCAAAGUAAUUUAAAAGGUUAACUUGUUUGCAGUAAAUGCAUUGUCUACUGGUUUAUUUAACUUACCUAUGUCACUUAGUACUGCAAGACUUUGAAGACUUGCUAUAUCAGCAAAUUAGCAGUUUUCUUGAGAGACUUAAAAUCGGACUAGAGAAAUGCAUAUUUUGAAUGUUAUAUGUUUUUGUAGUUUUCAUAGUGUUUGCUGAACGAGAAAAGAGACAAAUUACAUGACCUCUGUAUGAAGAGUGGUAUUGUUUCAAUAGACCAGGGGUGCAUUUCCCACACUAUGACCCCAAAACUUUCCCAGCAAUUUUUCACCACAGCAUGAAUUAAAUAAUCAAAAUGUAUUUUUAAAUUGUAUUGGCUUUCAAAGAAAAAUAUCAUAUAUAGAAAACUCAUUUCAAUAGUCUAAAAUAUCCAGCAGACAAUAGAUCAGCAAAACAGCGCAUGGCCCAACUUUAAGUAAAUCUGUAAAAUAAAAAUAUUUUAUUUAUGUAAUUUAAAAUUUAGCUAAUUGCUCUUCUGUAAGUCAUGGGAAUUUUGUUUGCUUUUCUCAAGUAACAUUUAAGUAACAUUUUGUGACAUUUAAACUCUGUUUAGCUAACAUGCAGACAAAACAACGAUUGAGUUAUUAGAUAAACGUGAUUCAUUUAAAUAUUGCCAAACUUUGCACAAUAAUGGAGAAUGCAAAUUCAAAAAAGAAAUAUAUUGCCAAUUUGCAUUCUGCAUUGCAGACAGUUUUGCAUACUAUUUAUUAAAAUGAAUUGGAAAAGGCCUACUCAUAUGCUUCCAUAAAAGUGUUGCAAAUCUUUAAGACUGUAAAUGUUCAUAGAAAUUGCACUUUCUUUUUGACUUUCAUCACACUUUAAAGGUGCCGUACUGCCGUUUGUAACAUUGACAUCUAUUGGUUGAACUAGGUUUUGCAAACCAAAUUCAAUCUGCUCCUCCAGUGCAACUGAUGGUGGAAGUAUCGAGUUUCACCCUGUAAACUUAUUAGCUGAAGUAUACAUUUGCAGUACUUGUAUUGUUUGCAAAUUAUGAACCAACUCAUGAGUAAUCUGUAUCACAUUUCGGAGACUGAUACAGUCGGUCACUGACCUAAAUUGAGGCUGCCCAGUUUUAACUAUAAUCAAGUGGACUGUUAUUCAUUGUGAGGUGUAAGCAUACCAUUGAUCUUACAGAUUUUGGAGUGGAUACUGUAGUAGCUUAGGAUGUGUAGUGUUCAAUCUCUAACUUCUUUCAUUUGGCAACUUCCCAGAUUGAAAUUAAAUAUGCUGUGUUUUCAACCAAGCCAACUCAGGGUACUGAAAUCCAGUUGAUUGCAGUGGGAGUGUCAUUAUUUUCAGAUAAGCAUGUACUGUAUGUUAA
This is a messenger RNA of Danio aesculapii, 4483 nucleotides long. RefSeq names its product globoside alpha-1,3-N-acetylgalactosaminyltransferase 1-like. Gene Ontology annotation, cellular component: vesicle; membrane; Golgi apparatus. Gene Ontology annotation, molecular function: hexosyltransferase activity. The record is from RefSeq and is a predicted model, not a curated record. Gene Ontology annotation, biological process: carbohydrate metabolic process. Lineage: Eukaryota; Metazoa; Chordata; Actinopteri; Cypriniformes; Danionidae. Bases 139 to 1167 code for a protein of 342 amino acids. The transcript is spliced from 7 exons.